ACCUCAACCCUUUUGGCGGCCAUUGAAAUGAACAAAGCCAACCAGGAGAAGACUUUGAUAGAGCCAAGCGAGGCAGCCCCAAUCCCUUCCUUUUAGCCAUGCCUUUUGCUCAUAAAUCCAUACCCUUCUCCCCAUUACACUUGUUUUUCUCUUGGUUUUCGUGUUCUUCUCUCAACUUUUACUAAACCCCAUUUCAUUUCUCUCAAAUUCACCCAUAGACGGGGCUGUUUCAGAUCUGGGGUUUGUGUAAGAUCGUAUAAUCUCUUCUAUUUUGGGGGUUUUGAGGGCUUAUUUGCUUCAUUUCUUGGCAUUUGUUUGUGGGUUUUUGGCCAAAAUGGGUAGCAAAUGGAGGAAGAUGAAGCUAGCUCUUGGUUCUAAUCUGUGUGUUUUUGUUCCAAGAACACUUGAAAACUCUCCUCCUUCGUCUGAUUGUGAUUCCACUGAGCGAUUCUCUGAUGCUGCCUUGCUUUCCCCUGCACAUUGGGGCUCAUCUCGCCCUUCUACGCCUAUCCCUUCUUCACAUGCCUUAAGUUUCUCCAAAAGUGGCACCAAAUCUUCAAAGCAAACGUGCUCGAUUUGCUUAACGAAGAUGAAACAGGGAGGCGGGCUCGCUAUCUUUACUGCUGAAUGUUCACAUUCCUUCCAUUUUCACUGUGUCGUGUCGAACGUAAAACAUGGCAAUCAAAUAUGCCCUGUCUGCAGAGCUCAAUGGAAAGAAAUUCCUGUGCAAGGUCCCAAUUUGGAUCCUCCUCCUGGAAGAGUAUCGGUCGGUCCUGCUGGUUGGAAUCAGACCGUCGUCCGAAGAUUACCACCUCCUCGAAGGGAUUUGAGCCGACGCCUCAUCGUUCCACUAUGUCAGGCUCCUGAGCCCGGUGUGUUCGAUGACGAUGAACUCUUAGGUAACCAGACUGUUUGUGCUGAAAGUUCUUGCAACAAAAACAGUGUAGAUGGUGACUCCACGAAAAUCAUACAAAUGGAAACAUAUCCAGAGAUUUCGGCUGCUCCGAAGUCCAAAUCCUAUGACGAUUUCACCGUACUCGUCCAUCUUAAAGCUGCUGCUUCGGAUAAGAGACAAAAUUGCACUGGAAAUCAAGUUAGUUUGUCGCAGUUUUCUCGGACUCCUCGUGCACCGGUUGACUUAGUAACGGUUCUUGACAUCAGUGGUAGUAUGGCAGGGACUAAACUCGCGUUGCUAAAACGAGCAAUGGGAUUCGUGAUACAGAAUCUUAGCUCAAGUGAUAGACUCUCGGUGAUUGCCUUCUCUUCAACAGCUCGCCGACUCUUCCCUCUUCGUCGGAUGACUGACACCGGUCGUCAACAGGCCCUGCAAGCUGUUAAUUCUUUAGUUGCAAAUGGUGGAACCAAUAUAGCUGAAGGUCUAAGAAAGGGUGCGAAGAUAAUGGAAGAUCGAAGGGAAAAGAACGCGGUAUCGAGUAUUAUACUGUUGUCGGAUGGUCAGGAUACAUACACAGUCAGUGGUUCGGGGGUUAACCAACCACAACCGAACUAUCAGUUGCUUCUCCCUCUGUCGAUGCACACUAAGGACGAGUCGGGGUUCCAGAUCCCAGUUCACUCUUUUGGAUUUGGUGCAGAUCAUGAUGCUUCUUCUAUGCACUCAAUUUCCGAGAUAUCUGGGGGAACCUUUUCUUUCAUCGAGACCGAAGCUGUGAUCCAAGAUGCAUUUGCGCAGUGCAUCGGCGGGCUUUUGAGUGUCGUGGUGCAGGAACUGCAAGUAGCAAUUGAAUGUGUGCACCCAAAUAUUCAUCUUGGCUCACUAAAAGCUGGCAGCUACCCAAGUCAUCUAAUGGCUGGUGGACGCACAGGAUUCAUCAAUGUCGGGGACUUGUAUGCCGAUGAAGAGCGGGACUUUCUAGUCUCGGUCAAUGUCCCAGUAGAGCCUUCGAGCAAUUCAACGCCACUACUCAAAGUCCGAUGCGUUUACAGGGAUCCAAUCACGAAACAAACAACAAUACUCGAAAGCGAUGAAGUUAGGAUCAAGAGACCGGAGAUGGGGGAACAACAAGGGGUCGUUUCAGUGGAAGUCGAUCGACAAUGCAACCGACUUCAAGCAGCCAAGGCAAUGUCACAAGCAAGAAUCGCAGCAGAACAGGGAGACUUAGCCGGUGCAGUUACCAUACUAGAGAAAUGCAGGAUGACAUUAUCACAAACCGUCUCGGCUAAAUCUCACGACAGAUUAUGCAUCGCCUUAGACGCCGAGCUGAAGGAAAUGCAAGAGAGGAUGACCAGCAGACAUGUAUACGAGGCAUCAGGAAGAGCCUACAUUCUUUCAGGACUAAGCUCACAUUCUUGGCAACGAGCAACAGCAAGAGGCAACUCGACCGACAGCUCGAGCCUGUUUCAAUCGUAUCAAACUCCAUCGAUGCUGGAGAUGCUUAGUCGAUCGCAGGCUACGUUUCUGGGUAGUCCAUCGGCUCAGAGGCUGUUGCAGCCAUUGUUAUCUUGUGGAUCACAACCUAAAGCAAGGUAAUGAGACAUUUUUGGUGCUGUUUUGAUUGCUGUUAGUAUUGUGGCUUGUAAAUGAAUAAUGGGGAGAAAAAGAGGAACAAGGAGAGGGGUAGGUAAGGAGUUUAGAGAGCAUUAUCUGUUUUUUUGUCUCUGUUAAGCUGGGGUUGGUUGGUGUGUACAUAAAGAGAAAUGGUUUUUCUCUGUAUGAGAAUUGGGUAUAAGUGUUUGAUUGUGCAAUUCUUAGCUUCAUCGUCA
Molecule: messenger RNA, 2721 nt
Organism: Cucurbita pepo subsp. pepo (vegetable marrow)
Lineage: Eukaryota; Viridiplantae; Streptophyta; Magnoliopsida; Cucurbitales; Cucurbitaceae
Product: E3 ubiquitin-protein ligase WAV3
Source: RefSeq, a predicted model, not a curated record